Rhinolophus ferrumequinum (greater horseshoe bat) is the source of this 1023-nucleotide messenger RNA. RefSeq names its product integrin subunit beta 3 binding protein (gene ITGB3BP). Gene Ontology annotation, cellular component: nucleoplasm. Lineage: Eukaryota; Metazoa; Chordata; Mammalia; Chiroptera; Rhinolophidae. Gene Ontology annotation, biological process: regulation of DNA-templated transcription; CENP-A containing chromatin assembly. The coding region runs from base 152 to 685 and encodes 177 amino acids. The record is from RefSeq and is a predicted model, not a curated record. The transcript is spliced from 9 exons.
UUCCGGCGGGCCUCAUUGAGUGUGACACAGCGUUGAGCACUCACAGGCCCGCGCUUUUCAGGCUUUUGCAUUUCCCUCGGAAGGUUGUCUUCGGAAGAGGUUGCUCGGUUCAUUUUUAUCCCGCGGCUGUGGUGCUUCCCUGAAUGGCGAAAUGCCUGUUAGAAGAUCACUGAAAUUGGAUGCUCUGUUAGAAGCAAAUUUAUUAGAUCCUUCAGAAAUUACAAGGAAGAAAAGUAUUACGAAUUAUUCUCCAACAACUGGAACUUGUCGAAUGAGCCCAUAUGCUUCUCCCACAAGUUCUAAGGAACAGGUGCUCAAAAAUGGACCAUCAAAUGGAAACAGAAAAAAGUUGAAUCAUCUCAGUUUAACCAAAAACAAGGAAUCUACAACAGAAGAUGAUGAAUUCAUGGUGUUGCUGUCUGAAGUUGAGAAAUCGUCAGAAGAAAUCAUGGAAAUAAUGCAAAGUUUAAGUAUUGUACAGGCUUUGGAGGGCAGUAGAGAGCUUGAAAAUCUCAUUGGUGUCUCCUGUGCAUCACGUUUCUUAAAAAGAGAAAUGCAGAAAACGAAAGAACUAAUGACAAAAGUAACAAAACAAAAACUGUUUGAAAAGAAGAGUUCAAGACUUCCUAGCCAAGAGUUACAUCAUCUUGACAGUUAUGAAUUCCUUAAAGCCAUUCUAAAUUGAGGCAUUUAGAAGAAAUGCACUCACUAUGAACACCAAGUUCUGCAUCUGCCUGGUCAUAUUUAAAGGAACAGAAGACACGUUUGUAAUUAAUCUGCCCAGUAAAUACCAGAUCAUAGCACUCAGCAGGUGCGUGUCUAGAUAAAAUUUCUUGCGGCUAAUUUAAACUUUCUACACACACCAGUAGAUAAUCUCAAUGUAAAUAAUACAUUUCUUCUUGACCCUUUAAUGAGUCAGCCAACAUGUAGACGAGGAUCUUGACUUAUAUUCUAUAUCAUGUACGCUUCUAUAUACGUGUUGCAUUUGUAGACAGACUUAAUAAAGCACUUAUGAAAAUGGCA